Molecule: messenger RNA, 4710 nt
Organism: Puma concolor (puma)
Lineage: Eukaryota; Metazoa; Chordata; Mammalia; Carnivora; Felidae
Gene: DNMBP
Product: dynamin binding protein
Biological process (GO): cilium assembly; intracellular signal transduction
Cellular component (GO): cytoplasm
Molecular function (GO): guanyl-nucleotide exchange factor activity; protein binding
Source: RefSeq, a predicted model, not a curated record
AUGGAGGCUGGCUCAGUGGUUCGAGCCAUCUUUGACUUUUGCCCUAGUGUAUCAGAAGAACUACCACUCUUUGUAGGAGAUAUUAUUGAGGUGUUGGCAGUGGUGGAUGAAUUUUGGCUUCUAGGAAAGAAAGAAGAUGUUACAGGACAGUUCCCCAGCAGUUUUGUGGAAAUCGUGACCAUCCCCAGUCUAAAAGAAGGAGAGAGGCUGUUUGUCUGUAUCUGUGAAUUUACAUCCCAAGAAUUAAACAGUCUUCCCCUCCACCGAGGCGACCUAGUGAUUCUCGAUGGUGCUCCCACUGCCGGCUGGCUGCAGGGCCGAAGCUGCUGGGGCGCGCGGGGCUUCUUCCCGUCCUCGUGUGUCCGGGAGCUCUGCCUGUCCUCACGGAGCCAGCAGUGGCACUCGCAGAGUGCCUUGCUCCAGAUUCCUGAGUACUCGAUGGGACAAGCCCGGGCGCUGAUGGGGCUUUCUGCCCAGCUGGAUGAGGAGCUGGACUUCAGAGAAGGGGAUGUGAUUACCAUUACUGGAGUUCCUGAACCAGGCUGGUUUGAGGGGGAAUUAGAUGGUCGAAGAGGCAUUUUUCCAGAAGGUUUUGUAGAGCUUUUGGGGCCCCUGAGGACUGUGGAUGAGUUGGUAAGUUCUGGAAAUCACGACGAUUGCAUUGUUAACGGUGAAGAAGACACCCCUACAGGAGAAGAGGAGAGGGAGCCCGAAGAGGAUGAGGAGCAGCCAGGGACCUACGGAAUUGCCCUCUACAGAUUCCAAGCCCUGGAGCCAAAUGAGUUGGAUUUUGAGGUAGGUGAUAAAAUCCGAAUUCUGGGGACGCUGGAAGAUGGCUGGCUGGAAGGAUCACUGAAGGGCAGGACAGGCAUCUUUCCUUACCGAUUUGUAAAGCUCUUUCCUAAAACAAGAGCAGAGGAGACCAUGGAUGUGCCAGAGGAAAGCAGCCCUGCUGAGAUCCCUGACACUUCUCUGGAUUGUUCUGAGAACUCCAUAGUAGUAGAAGGAAGAAGACAUGAAACUCUCGAAUAUAAAGCGGAGAAGUCCAACUGUGUUAUUUCUGAAACAUCUGCUUCUCCCCUGGAGCAUCUGACUUUUGCGUAUGAAGUAAACAAAAAUUCUCAUCAGGACGAGGGCACCUCAGGAGGGUCCCAGAGAAGCCCGGGCCUGGGGCACGAACAGCCUCUUGCCAAAGACUGUUUUGCAAAGGAUCCUUCAGAGACUAUCAAUGGGGUUUCCUCUCAACCUCAGGUACCUUUUCGUCCCAGACUGCAGAAAAACCAGUAUUAUUCUCCAGUGGGAGGGAGCCUCCUAAGCUCAGAGCAGUAUCCUGACCCUGUUCCCUUCGAAGCAAGGACUAAAGACUACUCCAGCCUACCUCCCAGAGGAAUGCACUCCCCACCAAAAACCCUUCAGAAGCUGGUGCGACCUCCUCACAGUGGCUCUAGUCUUUUUGCCCCUAGGGUAGUCAGACCCAGCCAGUUGAGCCCUCAGCUCCAGGGCAUGGUAAGAUGUGUUAAAAAGCCCCACACGCUCAAAGAAAAUGCCUCUGGCUUUUGUUCUGGAUCAGAGGUGAAGCCUGGUCUGCAAGAUAAAGGGUUCGCAGUGGAAGCAAUGACACUUGUGCAGGGAGAAGGCAGCACUGACCUGGAUUCUAAGUUGACACAACAGCUGAUAGAGUUUGAGAAGAGCUUGUCAGGACCCGGCACAGAACCAGAUAAAAUUUUGCGCCACUUUUCAAUCCUGGACUUUAACUCCGAGAAGGACAUUGUCCGAGGUUCCUCAAAGCUACUCAGCCAGCAGGAGCUGCCUGAGAGGAGAAAAGCCCUAAGGCCACCGCCACCGCGGCCCUCUGUUCCAGCGUCCACUUCUCCCCAGAGCCUGAAACCUGAACCUCCCUUGGCAGUGCGACCCUCUCGCCCAGCUCCCCUGCCUCCCCCGGCACAGCACAGAAUGAUAUCCCCCAGGCUCCUAACCUGUCCCCAUCCUAGCUGUGAGACCCCAGAAAAGGAGGGCCCUGAGAAUAUGGAACAGACUCCGGACCAAACUUCCCCGUGUCCGUUAGUACUGGUGAGGAUUCAGGAAAUGGAACAGGACUUGGAUAUGUGUAGCGGGGCUCAAGAAGAGCUAAACGUGACGGUGGAGGAGAAGCAAGAUGAAUCAUUAAGGGCAGAGACCCUUGAGGACCUUGAGUUCUACGAGAGCAACAUUGAAAGUCUGAAUAUGGAACUCCAGCAACUUAGAGAAAUGACGCUCCUCUCCUCCCAGUCCUCAUCACCGGUGGCCCCUCCUGGGUCUGUGUACACCGAAAACCCAGAGCAGAGGAUGCUGGAGAAGAGAGCCAAGGUGAUAGAAGAACUUCUGCAGACGGAAAGAGACUACAUUCGGGAUCUGGAAAUGUGCAUUGAGCACAUCAUGGUGCCUCUGCAGCAGGCACAGAUACCAAACAUUGAUUUUGAAGGACUUUUUGGAAAUAUGCAGAUGGUGAUUAAGGUCUCAAAGCAGUUAUUGGCUGACCUGGAAAUCAGCGAUGCUGUAGGGCCUGUGUUUCUUGAUCACCGGGAUGAGCUUGAGGGAACGUACAAGGUCUACUGCCAGAAUCAUGAUGAGGCCAUUUCACUGCUGGAAAUCUAUGAGAAGGAUGAGAAGAUCCAGAAGCAUCUUCAGGACUCCUUGGCCGAUCUCAAGAGCCUGUACACAGAAUGGGGAUGCACAAAUUACAUUAACCUGGGCUCCUUCCUCAUCAAGCCAGUCCAGAGAGUAAUGCGCUACCCACUGCUGCUGAUGGAGUUGCUGAAUUCCACCCCAGAAUCUCACCCCGAUAAAGUGCCCUUAACCAAUGCAGUCCUGGCAGUCAAGGAGAUCAACGUUAACAUUAAUGAAUAUAAACGUCGAAAGGACCUGGUCCUCAAGUACCGAAAAGGUGAUGAAGACAGCCUCAUGGAGAAAAUUUCCAAACUGAACAUCCACUCCAUCAUCAAGAAAUCCAACCGAGUUAGCAGUCACCUGAAGCACCUCACUGGCUUUGCUCCACAGAUAAAAGAUGAAGCAUUUGAAGAAACAGAAAAGAACUUCCGAAUGCAAGAAAGAUUGAUCAAAUCUUUUAUCCGAGACCUGUCUCUCUACCUCCAGCAUAUCCGGGAAUCAGCGUGUGUGAAAGUGGUGGCUGCCGUGAGCAUGUGGGAUGUGUGCAUGGAGAAGGGGCACCGAGACUUGGAGCAGUUCGAGAGGGUGCAUCGUUACAUCAGUGAUCAGCUCUUCACAAAUUUUAAGGAAAGGACAGAGCGGCUUGUCAUCUCUCCCCUAAACCAGUUACUGAGCAUGUUCACGGGGCCCCAUAAGCUGGUGCAGAAGCGCUUUGAUAAGCUUCUGGACUUUUACAACUGCACAGAGCGGGCAGAGAAGUUAAAGGACAAGAAGACUCUGGAGGAGCUGCAGUCGGCCCGGAACAACUACGAGGCCCUGAACGCACAGCUGCUGGAUGAGCUGCCCAAGUUCCACCAGUACGCCCAGGGCCUCUUCACCAACUGCAUCCACGGCUACGCUGAGGCCCAUUGUGACUUUGUGCGCCAGGCGCUGGAGCAGCUGAAGCCACUGCUUUCAUUACUUAAAGUCGCCGGCAGAGAGGGAAACCUUAUCGCCAUCUUCCACGAAGAGCACAGCAGAGUUCUGCAGCAGCUCCAGGUUUUCACCUUCUUCCCAGAGUCGCUUCCGGCUGCCAGGAAGCCGUUUGAGAGGAAAACCGUGGACCGCCAGUCGGCCCGGAAGCCGCUCCUGGGCCUGCCAAGCUACAUGCUACAGUCAGAAGAACUUCGGGCCUCCCUUCUGGCAAGGUAUCCCCCUGAAAAACUCUUCCAAGCAGAACGGAACUUCAAUGCCGCUCAAGACUUAGAUGUCUCACUUCUGGAAGGUGACCUGGUGGGCGUGAUCAAAAAGAAGGACCCCAUGGGCAGUCAGAACCGCUGGCUGAUUGACAAUGGAGUCACCAAAGGCUUUGUGUACAGCUCCUUCCUGAAGCCCUACAACGCCCGCCGCAGCCACUCCGAUGUCUCUGUUGGCAGCCACUCCUCCACCGAGUCGGAGCAUAGCAGCUCCUCUCCUAGAUUCCCACGGCAGAACAGCAGCAGCACCUUGACCGUCAACCCCAGCAGCAUGGCUGUGUCCUUUACCUCAGGGUCUUGCCAGAAACAGCCUCAAGAUGCAUUGAAGGAAGUAGACCAAGAAACUCUCAGUGCAUCCUUAAACUUGGGUUGCUCAGACAGCAGUCUUUCCAGGUGCCCUUCAGACCCAGACCCCAGCUCCCAGCCCAGGCCGUGGGACUCUAUGGAAGCAGUCAGAGACAUUAACCAGCCUGCCCCUGCCCUCAGGAGCCACAGAAACUCCAGGCAUCCAGAAAUGGUAGGUUACUCCCUACCAGGGCGAAAUGGGCAGGGAAAAGACCUCAUAAAAGGAUGUACAAGAACAACCCAGUCUCUGGAAGACAGAAGUGAAGAGCCAGAAAGCAGUGAGGCAGAAGGCAACCAGGUCUAUUUUGCUGUCUAUACCUUUAAGGCACGGAACCCAAAUGAGCUGAGUGUGUCAGCCAAUCAGAGACUCAAGAUCCUGGAGUUUAAAGAUGUUACAGGAAAUACAGAGUGGUGGUUAGCCGAAGUUAAUGGGAAGAAGGGCUAUGUUCCAUCCAAUUAUAUCCGCAAAACUGAAUACACCUGA